Stomoxys calcitrans (stable fly) is the source of this 1059-nucleotide messenger RNA. RefSeq lists its product as uncharacterized. Lineage: Eukaryota; Metazoa; Arthropoda; Insecta; Diptera; Muscidae. The record is from RefSeq and is a predicted model, not a curated record. The transcript has 3 exons. Bases 1 to 1059 code for a protein of 352 amino acids.
AUGGACGACCUGAAUGCUUGCGUUGGUGAGGAACAGAUACUUGAUAACAAUCUCGUACGUAAUACUCAAUUUUUAAGGCAAGAUAGGCAAUCAAAGGAUAAAAUCUUGAAUACUCAGGGCAAAUGUUUACUUGAACUUAUUCAAAAUAUCGGAGUUUUUGUUCUAUUCUCCAAAGGGGCUUUAGCUAUGCCCACAAGUAUGGAAGCCAAAAUGGAGGUUAAACCCAUGGUUAAUAUGGAAGACAAAUCUUCAACAAAACAAGAAAAUGGAAACAAGGAAGUAGAAGUUAGGAAACCAGCAAUGGCUAUGGCCAUGAAUUUAGCAGUGAAGAAACCAGAAAUGGCUAUGAUCAAGGAAGAUGAAGUGAAGAAACCCGAAAUGACAAUAACAAUCGGUACUGAAAAUGUUCCUAUUGCCAAAAGUAAAACUGCAGAAAUUCCGAAAACUUAUGACGAAAAGAUCGCCGAAGAAAUCGUCAAAGAGAAUACUUCUACAGAAGCUACUAUCUUAGCUGGAACAUUUAUGCUUCCUGUAAUUGCUCCUCUGGAACCAACACCCAUGGAUAAGGAAAUAAAACAGGAUAAUGAUGGGAAACCCCAUGAUCCUUGGCAUGAUUUUGAUGACAAAUUUCUAUUGUUCGAACAUCGUUAUCCAGAAUUGACAAAAGAAGAUUUCCAAGAGAUCAAUAGGGAGGAUGCCAUGCCAUUGAACUUUUUAAAAGGAUUUACUAUGGCCAAUGAAAAGGUAAGAGUAACUUCAUCAAGCUCUCAGCACAUAGCCAUAACUCCUGAUACUAUACCAGAAACCCCAAUUUAUAUUACCAUACCCAUUGUCAUCAAUUCUCAUUCCAAUUUGCCCAUUUCAUUGUCCAUAGGAGGCACCGAAGUUCCUUUGAGUUUGAGUCCCAAGGAAAAGGAUUCAGUAGCAAGCAUUGACAAAAUGGACAAGCCUUUGGCCUAUAUUUCACCUCCACAGCGACCAACCAAUCGUCAUCGUAACAACUUCAAAGCCAGAAUAUAUGCCCGCAGUAGACCCCUAGCAGAUUUGCACUUAAGUUAG